AUGCCGUUCUCUCCUCCUUCUGGAACUCUUGCCCUUGAUGGUCGGGACCUCGUCUUGCAGCCACUCCCGGACCUCCAGGUCGGCCCCGGAAGCACCAAAAGUGGUGCUAUUCACGACGUAUUUUUUGUUGGACAAUUGGCCCCAUGGCCUAAUUUCAUAAAUGAUGUCGAGAAUUGCUUCCGCCUCUUCCCAUGGGCAACUUCGGUUGUCGACGUCCACGAGCCCUUGCCAGCGCUCCCCCAUAGCCUGUCCUAUGAGCAGACGUACGUUGGUGACGAGCACUCAGUACAAGGUAGAUUUACCCAGCUCAUAGGACAGGCUAUGGGGGGUAUAUUUCUAUCGCAAGGUCUCGAUAUUCGUUUGGGUGACUUCAAGUCCUGUACUGUCGAAAAGGAGUAUCAAAAGGUCCCCGAUACUAUGAUGCGCAAUGCAGCAGGAGCACCACUGGUGGUGGGUGAGGAAAAGACCCCUUGGGCAAGACCACACGACAUCCGGCAGCCAGCAAUGUACAUGAGGGAUCUGGAAUUGAAGUUUGGCUUCAUAAGCACAUACGAACAGACGGUAUUCUUUUGUCAAGACGAUUCAGUUGGAAACAAUCAGACCGUCCUCCUCUACUCGCCUGUUAUCGAGCAUAACUGGGGAUACAUCCCAGGCCGAACCGUGACACUGAAACAAGCGAUGUUUUACCUGGGCUUGCAGGCGUCAGCAGCCCCUCAUUUUACAACUUCUGAGUCGAGAACUACCGGAUGGGUCACCAAUGGAGACGGGGAGAAGCUCUAG
Aspergillus vadensis CBS 113365 is the source of this 780-nucleotide messenger RNA. RefSeq lists its product as uncharacterized. The transcript is spliced from 2 exons. The coding region runs from base 1 to 780 and encodes 259 amino acids. Lineage: Eukaryota; Fungi; Ascomycota; Eurotiomycetes; Eurotiales; Aspergillaceae. The record is from RefSeq and is a predicted model, not a curated record.